Messenger RNA from Ceratina calcarata, 4373 nucleotides. RefSeq names its product WD repeat-containing protein 63. Gene Ontology annotation, biological process: inner dynein arm assembly; cilium movement involved in cell motility. NCBI's taxonomy places the organism in Eukaryota, Metazoa, Arthropoda, Insecta, Hymenoptera, Apidae. The record is from RefSeq and is a predicted model, not a curated record. The transcript is spliced from 12 exons. Bases 24 to 3635 code for a protein of 1203 amino acids. Gene Ontology annotation, cellular component: inner dynein arm. Gene Ontology annotation, molecular function: dynein heavy chain binding; dynein light chain binding.
GCAAACAAAGUUAAUCGAACGAGAUGGAGAGCGAACCAGAGGAGAAGGAAAAGAGAUUGUCGUUCGACACAAAACCUACGGAGGAUACUAAAACUGAUCAAAUUAAUCAGACCGAACCGAUCGAACAAAGCGACGAAGCCGAACGAACUAAACGCGGGGAGAAUGAUAAGAAUGAUAAAAUUGAAAGUACGGAUGACGGCGAGGAGGAACCUCGGCCAGAAGAUAUUUAUGAUGAUGACGACGAUUACUUAGAAUUCUCCGAUUACGAAUUGAUAUCGAAAUACGACAAGGAUUGGGGUGAGGAGGAUAUAAAAACCGUGUCCAGCGUGACUGUGGAUUGGGAGAAGGAAGCAAAGGAGACGGUGCGAUUGGACACGACCGCGUUAAGAGAGAGACGCAGAACGAUCUUCGAAUUAGACUCUUACGUCUCCUCGGGACCAUCGGCCGGCGACAUAGAGAAGCUCGCUUCGAAAGAUUUUACGCCCCCGAGCCCUCGGAAAGAAAUUCGUUAUUCCGUUUCUCUGGGUGCACCGGGUAUAGCCAGGAUCAAUUUGUCCCCGUUAACGCAGAAAGUGGUCGGCUGCGUUGUAGGGGAGAACGUCAGCACCGAAUAUCCCUGGGUAUACGUGAGGAAAGAGAUAAUCGAGGACAAUAUAGAUCUCCACGAAGAGAGCAGCGACUUUUUGGCUGUAAAGGACGAGAUCAGCCGUUUCCCGAACACGAAGAUCUUGAUCGGUUACGUCCCCUCGCUGACCGCGGAAGGCCAGUUCUACAUAUGCCUGACCGAAGAAGGCCGAGACGCGGUGAUCGAACAUAUCCAGAAACAGAGGGUGGAACAUGAAAAUCGAGUGCGGACGGCCGUCUACAAGCCGUUGGGAGAAUGGAUGGAUCUCACCAGUAGCACGGAGAUCGAAGCGAGCAUCGUUAAAAAGACCAGACCACUUUUAGAAAUCGAGGUGAUAGGCACGGCGGACGUGCUCAACGUGCAACUCAAUCUCGUAGACAGAAGGGUCGAAGACGUCAGAGACGGAUACAUCGAGCUUCUGCCUUAUCGUCAAACCUUUGAGAACGUAUCGCGAAAGUUGUUGUACAACGAUACCCAAGUCAGCCCGAUCGUUCGGAACGUGAAAACUCAAACGGUGCUCUCGGUACCCAGGAAUUGUUGGGUUCAAUACGAGUACACGUACGAAUCUCCCGAUAUAGCGAGUUUCACCGAGGAGAAACUGGAAUCGUUGAAAGGUUUCCUCAAUCGUUUCACCGACCACGUCUGCGAUCAACUGAUGGUAAACGCUACCUGGGACAUUUACGACCACGAUUACGAGAAACUGGUGAGGAACGUAAGGGACACGCAGUGGCCUAUACCCGUCAGCUACCGGGAACAUUUGAGUUUCCACGACGAGAAACACGUGGUCAACAAAGUUAUUAACGAUCUGUGCUGGCACCCGCUCUGGAGCGGCAUAGCGUUCUCCGCUUACACCAGCUAUGGCAAGAGCCAACAUCUCGCAGGCCCUAAAUCUGACGCCGAGGUGGUCAAAGCUUGCGAGAAUAAUUUCGUUCUCGUCUGGUCGUUCAACGAUUGCUUGUCACCGAAAUUGGUAUUGGAAUGUCCGAGGGAAGUGACGUCCGUAGCCGUGAAUCAGUUGGACAGCAAUCUGGUCGUCGGUGGUUGCGCGAACGGUCAAUUAAGUAUCGGUGGAAAAUUGGUGUCCCGAGCAAAUCCCGACGAACGAAUUCAAUUACAGAUCGUGAUCUGGCAUAUUCCCGGAAAAAUCGAGAAGGUCGAAGCGGUAAUCGUUCAGACGGCCGCUCAAUUGAGGCAUAGGAUCACGAUAAAAAGUUUGACUACGUGGAUGCAGGAAAUAGUAGGAACGUCGAUAGUCAGACCGACCGCGAUGUCCUCGUUGAAAGACAGUCAAAGGGCGGCGGUGACUCGGGUCACGUGGAUCUCGCCGUACGACAAGCUGGACAUAACCGGUAGAAUCGUAUCGUUACCGGAGGACACGCCCGUCGACGAUCUGUCCUCGCAAUUCAUUACCGCCAGCGAGGACGGUACGAUCGCGUUCUGGGAUUUAAAGUUGGAGAGGUGGCAGUCGUACGAGAAGAAAGUUCGCAAGAAGAAAGGGCAAGUGAAGAGGCCGGAAGGAUUGGAGCAGGCGAUAUCCCCGUUCAAGAAAUUGGACCGCGUGUUCAAGCCUCAUUACGUCUUGAAGGUGCAACAUCCGCACGAGAGUCGAAACGUUGUGAUCACCACCAUCACCGUGCACGUGCACGAACUCGAGAAGGAACGUAUAGACGUUACUCCGGCCGAGGCGGACGUAACGAUUCGUAGGUUCUUUCGGAACGUGGUCAAGAAACCGGAGAUCGAGAUGAAACCGAUAAUACACGUCGGUACCGUGGAAGGCGAUUUCGGUUGCGUCACGUGGGAAGGGUACGAUUUUACCACGGAUCUAGCUAUCAACAGCGAGACGUGCGAUUGGAUCUGGUUCAACAAGGUACACGACGGCCCGAUAACGGGUUGCGUCAGGUCGAAACAGGACGGAAGAUGGAUCGCUACCAUAGGUGGGAAGGUAUUUGCCAUUUGGAGAGACGAUAUCGGUAUACCGCUGAUAUGGAAGAAAUCGGACGUCAGCUUCACCGCCGUCACGUGGGGAAGUUUACGUCCUACUCUACUUCUUCUCUCGAGAAUGGACGGUAGCGUGGAAAUAUGGGACUUUAUGAUAAAGAGCGAAGAACCGUGCGUGACCCAGAGUCUGUCGGGUCGCAUAAUCACGGGAAUUUAUAGCCACGACUUGUCUGUAGACCCCCAGUGCGUAGGUUUCUGCGAUUUCAAUGGUAUUUUAAGGCUGUUCCUGGCUCCUGCCGUUUUCCUUCGAACGGACGAUCCGACCAUGGACUGGAUGGAGAACUUCAUCGAUCGGCAGAUAGAAAGAGUGAAAAAUUGUAAAGCAUGGACGGAAAAAUGGUUGGAAAAUCAAAAGGAGAUCGAAGAGAAGAUGAGAUUGGCGAAAGACGCGGAGAUAAAGAUGCAGCUGGAGGAAGAGCAGAGAAUUUUUGCUAGAACGGUAGAGACGGAAGUUGCCGAGGAGCCUGUGGCAAGGAGCUUGAAACCGUGGGAGCUGAUCCAAGAAGCGCGAGAGAAAUGGAAAGAGAGGGAGUUGAAGCAUAUGCAGCAGGUGAUUUUGGAGAAGAAGGGUUUGAAGAAGGACGAUCUCGAGAAGCAACGUGAACCUAUUCUGAAGUUGCGCCAAGACGCGGAGAGGAAAAAGAAGAGGUUGAGGGACACGUUGAAGAUGCAACAGAGCAUCUUCGAACACACCAGGAACCUCUUCUUCCCUACCCAACAGUCGGAGACGAGAAAGGUGUCGUUGCCGCCCGUUCGGAGGAAAACGGAAAUUGCCGAGGAGGAUAGUAUACUCGCGCAGGAAGUGAUGGACCUGCAACGCGUCGAUCCGAGCGAGGAGAUCAUAUACCACUUUAUGGAAACACAGGCUAAAGUGUUGGCCGAUUUACAGAAGAACCCGUUCCAGCAUUCGUUCGACUGGAGGAAAAUCUUAGAAAAGGGUAGAACGAGACGCGCCACGAUGGACGUCGGAUUGAGAAAAUUGAGUAGAUCCAAGAGAAUCAGCAAAGUUUGAAAAGUUUCAAUUAAGAAUAAACGAUUGCGUUGAACGCGCGCGUGUAUUGUCAAAUUUAGCUGCAUCGGUAGCGAGCGGAACGAAGACGGUGAAACGGGGGAUGCAAUGGUUGUAAAAUUUCCACUGCCGCGAUAAAUGAAUCACGAUCACGAGGUGAUUCAUGAUCGUAGGUCAGCCGACGUUUCACUUCACUGGCUCGCACGUACAAUGUCUGGUAUUGGUCGUAAGAAGGACUCGAGCAGACUAACGAGAACAAUUGAGAAACCUGCCACCGCGUACAUCGUAAACGUUUCAGUUUCGUUGCGCGAAAAAUUAAGGAAGCAGCAACCGCAACAAUUCUCGGCCCGUAAUUGGAUGCAGAACGUUUCGCAAAUUUGUUUACGGACGUUCGAUUUAUGCAGAUCAGAUUGCUCAACCGCUUAACUUCCGUCCGAGGAAUCGAGUUUCUUUCUCUUACGAUAUUAUAUAAGAAGCUAUUAUUGCGUUGCGCGAGUUCACACGUUCACGUUAUUAGUCGGAAUAAUUGAUAAAAAUACCACGUAAAUACUCAACGAGAAGCAUUGCGCAAUCGAUAGGAAUCUAAUCCUCGUCUAAAAAAUAGUUGAACCAUCGAAAUAACAUGAAGUGGCGUUUCAGGUGGAGUUAUCAUUUUUACUCGAUCGCCUGAUAGCGAUACCACUUAUCUCCAGCCAAAUCUAUCGUCCUGUUCGACUAUCGUCUAGUCGUGAUAUACAUUAU